GGCUAUUGCUGCAGGGGCAAGGAGCGCAGCUCGAAAACGCGCCGUGAGCAAGGAAUUUGAGCGGGAACUGUGUUCUUUCAUUUCCUGCUGAAGGGAGGACGGAUCAGCCGCCCAAGUAGAAUGAACCCUAGAUGUGGUACUUCGAUUCGAACUAACGCCAGGCUGACACCGAGCGCAAUUUUCUCAUUUAUGGGUUCGGUAUUUGCAAGGUGAGUCGAAGUGGCGGGCAUAAGAACGACUGCGCGCCGAGGAACCGUAUCGGCAGCGGGACACGUGUCAACAAAAGAACCGACUAUGUAAAUGAGCCGUUGGUGAACUGCUGUGGCAGUGUCGGCCAGGAGAACACGCGCAUGAUUGCCCAAUCAGAGAGCGACUGUGUGCGCGCGGUCUACCCCUCCGCACGUCAGCGCACUUAGAGAGAGAGAGAGAGAGAGAGAGAGAGAGAGAGUGGGCGAAAGUUACGAGCGGUGAAGUCGGGAAGCAAGACGAGCGCAAGGAAUCAUGAUCAGCAGCGGGCGUUCCUCCGCGGUAGGCGCGGCGCGGAAUGCCGUCGCUUCUCUUCUUCGGAGUUCGGGAUCGGGAUCGGGAGGGCAAGGCGGUGUCCUGCGCGUCUGCACGUCUGCCACGUGUCAGCAGCCUCAGCCAAGUCAGCAUCAACAACAAGCAUGGGGCGCAGAGGAGUCCAUCUCUGCAGAUCUCGGAACGAGUUUUUCUCUGAGAAAUGCGACUGCGUCGCCGCCCGCUUCUGCUCCGUCGUCGAUCUUCCAUCAUCGACGGUUGAUGUCAACCUCAUCAGGCGAUCGCUUCACGGCCACGCUUUUCCCCGGCGACGGAAUCGGACCGGAGAUCUCGGCGGCGGUCAAGAAGAUUUUCGCGGCCGCUGAUGUGCCCAUCGAUUGGGAGGAGCACAGAGUGGGAGAGGUGGUUGACCCCAGGACAAGCAGUCUUGUCACGCGGGAAAGCAUGGACUCUGUUCUUCGCAACAGGAUCGGCCUGAAAGGCCCCAUGGCCACCCCGAUAGGCAAGGGCCAUAGAUCGCUUAAUCUUACCCUAAGGAAGGAGCUUAGUCUCUACGCCAAUGUCCGUCCUUGUCUCAGUAUCCCGGGUUACAAGACAAGAUACGACAACGUGGAUGUCGUCACGAUCCGCGAAAACACAGAGGGAGAGUACAGCGGUCUCGAGCAUCAGGUAAUUAAGGGGGUCGUUGAGAGUUUAAAGAUCAUCACAAGAAGCGCUAGCUCAAGGAUUGCAGAGUACGCAUUCAAGUACGCUAAGGACCACGGCAGGAAGAAAGUCUCGGCCAUUCAUAAGGCGAACAUCAUGAAGAAGACGGACGGAUUGUUCCUGGAAUGCUGCAGGGAGGUUGCGGCUAAUUACCCCGAUAUUAUAUAUGAAGAGGUGAUCAUUGACAAUUGUUGCAUGCUGCUUGUGACUGAUCCUGCGGUGUUUGAUGUGCUUGUGAUGCCUAAUUUGUAUGGGGAUAUCAUCAGUGAUCUGUGUGCGGGACUGAUUGGUGGGCUGGGAUUAACGCCAAGCGGGAACAUUGGUCAUGAUGGGGUCGCACUCAUGGAGGCCGUGCACGGGACCGCGCCCGAUAUCGCCGGGAAAAACGUGGCCAAUCCGACGGCGCUGCUGUUGAGUGGAGUGAUGAUGUUGCAGCAUAUAGGAUUGACACGUCAUGCGGAGAUUAUUCACAGGGCUGUUCUCCACGUCAUCAAAGAAGGGAGAUGGCGGACCAUGGACCUGGGUGGGACGGCGACAACGACAGAAUUUACCUCAGCUGUCUGUGAUGCGCUCAAGGCCUAGGCGGCUAUAGCCCUCUUGUAGCAGCUCAAUAAUUUGUUAACACCCUCACCCUCUUCUCCUAUCCGUUCUUCAAUUCUUUUCUCUCUUUUCUCUUAUUCUUCUCUCUCUGUCUGUCUGACUGUCUGUCUGUCUGUCUGUUUCGCUGCAUACGCUAGGUCGGUCGUUUAUCUUUUCGCCGCGACCCCCCUCGUAGUUUUCCCUUCGCUUUUCCCCGUUUUCUUGUCCCUCCCGCAUUUGCUCUCUCUCUCUCUCUCUCUCUCUCUCUCUCUCUCUCUCUCUGUAUCUCUCUCUCUCUAUCUCUUGCCCCCUUCCUCUCUCACGCACUCUCGCAUUGCUCGGUCGGCGCUCGGUGCUUCUUUCUCCCUGAUAGCCUCUCGCUUUUCGUCGCGCACCUGCUAUCUUCUUGAGGCACGAGCGCUCUACUUCUUCAUAAUCGUAAUUACAAGCUUUGAAGAUUAAUCGCGAUGAAUGUGAAUUACUCACCCUUAGAGUUUGCUAAAUGUUCGCUGAAGUUUACUACUUCCUACUGUAGUUAAAGGUAGUGACCAAUAAAAUUGAGUUUUCAAU
Chara braunii is the source of this 2373-nucleotide messenger RNA. Lineage: Eukaryota; Viridiplantae; Streptophyta; Charophyceae; Charales; Characeae. The record is from the annotation of a GenBank genome assembly.